AUGUUGGACAUCAACGACUUUGUCGCCGACCGUGGCGGUGAUCUCAACAAAAUCAGGGAGAGCCAGCGUCGUCGAUAUGCGCCCGAGAGCGUGGUGGAAGAGGUCCUGGAGCUGUUUGAAGCUGCCCGACGAGCUAGAUAUGAAGUUACACAGAUAGGAUCCAAAAUCAACGCCGUGCAAAAGGAGAUUGGCCAGAAGAAGAAGAACAAAGAAGACGCCACCGAGUUGUUACAACAAAAGAUCGACCUCGAAAAGCAAAAGAAGGAAGCCGAGGAGAGUGCACUCGCAAAGGAAAAGGAGCGCGAUAGGAAGAUCAAGACUAUUGGAAACUACGUUCAUGACUCAGUUCCUAUCAGCGAUAACGAGGACAACAAUGUCGUGGAACGUACUUGGGCACCGGAGAAUGUCGUUGUCGAGAAGCGCGACUGUCUCUCGCAUCAUGAAGUCCUUACCCGACUAGACGGCUACGACCCCGAACGCGGAGUGAAAAUCGUCGGUCAUCGUGGUUACUGCUUGACUGGCUACGGUCUCUUCCUCAACCUUGCACUCGUCAACUACGGUCUCGAGUUUCUUUUCAACAAAGGAUACAAGCCCAACCAGCCACCUCAUUUCAUGUUGAAGGAUGCCAUGGCCAAAACCGCACAACUGGAGCAAUUUGAUGAGGAAUUAUACAAGGUUUCUGAGAGUGAGGAUAAGGACACGGACAAGUAUCUUAUUGCUACCUCGGAGCAGCCAUUGUCGGCAUUGCACAGCGAGGAGUGGUUCCAGGAGGCGGAUCUCCCACUCAAAUACGCUGGUUUCAGUACCUGCUAUCGUAAAGAAGCAGGCUCUCACGGAAAGGAUGCUUGGGGUAUCUUCCGUGUCCACCAAUUCGAAAAGAUUGAACAAUUCGUCUUGACCAACCCAGAAAAAUCAUGGGAGGCCUUUGACGAUAUGAUCGCCACCUCCGAGGAAUUCUACAAGUCACUUGGGCUCCCUUACCAAGUAGUCUCGAUCGUGUCCGGUGCCUUGAACAACGCAGCCGCGAAGAAAUACGACCUCGAAGCCUGGUUCCCCUUCCAGGGCGAAUACAAGGAGCUCGUUUCCUGCUCCAACUGCACAGACUACCAAACCCGAGAAUUGGAGAUUCGUUACGGUGCUAAGAAAGCCGACUCGAAGAAGGCAUACGUUCACGCGUUGAAUGCUACUCUCUGUGCCACUGAGCGAACACUGUGCUGCAUCUUGGAGAACUACCAGACUGAGGAUGGGUUCAAUGUUCCUGCCCCUCUGCAAAAAUACAUUCCCGGAGCUCCCACUUUCCUCCCCUACACCCGUGAACUGCCAAAGGAUACAACCUCUGCUAAGAAGGGCAAGGGUGGCGUGGCAGGAGCAGCGAAACAGCUCAAGGAUCUUAAGGUUUGA
Talaromyces marneffei is the source of this 1401-nucleotide messenger RNA. RefSeq lists its product as uncharacterized. Gene Ontology annotation, molecular function: ATP binding; tRNA binding; serine-tRNA ligase activity. The record is from RefSeq and is a predicted model, not a curated record. The coding region runs from base 1 to 1401 and encodes 466 amino acids. Gene Ontology annotation, cellular component: cytosol. The transcript is spliced from 7 exons. Gene Ontology annotation, biological process: seryl-tRNA aminoacylation. NCBI's taxonomy places the organism in Eukaryota, Fungi, Ascomycota, Eurotiomycetes, Eurotiales, Trichocomaceae.